GUGACGUCUUGUGGCGUUAAAGCAGUGCGGAGCCCCUCCGUCCACGAACUCACGCCUCAACAAUGGGCCGGGCAGCAGCAGCAGCCUGCGGUUUGUUCUUCAUCCUCACCGUUAUCGUGAAUAAAGGGCUCCCCAGUCCCCUGGCGGCUAAAGAAGCCUGGGGCUAUGUGGACGUGAGAGACGGAGCCCACAUGUUCUGGUGGCUGUACUAUGCGGACAGCCAGUCUGCGGAGUACAAGGACCUGCCUCUCGUCAUGUGGCUGCAGGGGGGACCAGGAGGAUCAGGAAGUGGCUUUGGAAACUUUGAGGAGAUUGGACCUUUGAAAACAGACCUACAACCCAGAAAGACGAGCUGGGUCCAGGCAGCCAGCGUGCUGUUUGUCGACAACCCCGUGGGCACCGGCUUCAGCUACACUGACAGGCCGGACGCCUUUGCCACUGAUGUGGCCACGGUGGCCUCAGACAUGCUGGUGCUGCUCCAGCACUUCUUCACAGAGAAGGCUGAGUUCCAGAGCAUCCCCUUCUACAUCUUCUCUGAGUCGUAUGGAGGGAAGAUGGCAGCUGCCAUCUCUCUGGAACUCACCAAGGCCAUAGCACAAGGGACAGUGAAAUGCAACUUUGCUGGUGUGGCACUUGGGGACUCCUGGAUUUCCCCGCUGGACUCUGUCAUGACGUGGGGACCGUACCUCUACACCACAUCGCUGCUGGAUGACUACGGCCUGGCGGACGUCAGCAGUGCGGCGGAGGCGGUGAAGAAGGCUGUGGAGCAGCAGCAGUUCACGAAAGCCACGGAGCUGUGGUCCGUGACUGAGACCGUGGUGGAGCAGAACACCAAUGGAGUCAACUUCUACAACAUCCUCACCCAGGACAACGAGGAGAAGCUCACCGCGUCAGCAGGAGAGGACUUCAUCUCUCUGCAGACACGCCGCCACAUUCGUCCCCUCCACAGCCAAUCGCUGAGCCAGCUGAUGAAUGGACCAAUCAGGAAGAAACUGGGCAUCAUCCCUCAGAAUGUCACCUGGGGAGGCCAGGCAGAGGAAGUGUUCAGCUACAUGGCGGGAGACUUUAUGAGACCGGUGGUGGAUAUAGUCGACCAGCUGCUGACCGCUGGAGUCAAUGUCACGGUGUACAAUGGCCAGCUGGAUCUCAUAGUGGACACCAUGGGUCAGGAGCUGUGGGUGAAGCGGCUGAAGUGGGAGGGACUGUCUGGAUUCAACAAGAUGAGGUGGACCGCCCUGGAUGACCCCACCUCCCCGGGCAUUACUGGCGCUUUCUACAAGACUUAUAAGAACUUUGCCUUCUAUUGGAUCCUCAAAGCCGGUCACAUGAUUCCCUCAGACCAGGGACCUAUGGCCCUGCAGAUGCUGAAGAUGAUCACCCAGCAGGACUGACACGCCCCCUCUCUGAUAGCAGCUGAAUGGCACUGACAAUCAUAGCAAUCGCAUGACUUUUUAUAUUCCUGCUAAACCAAAUCAAGAAUCUUGGCUCUCUUCUAACACAGCAAUGACUUGACUAAAUUUCAGCCAGAACAACAAUAAAGACAUUUUUCUUUUUUUGUAAA
Chelmon rostratus (copperband butterflyfish) is the source of this 1561-nucleotide messenger RNA. RefSeq names its product serine carboxypeptidase 1 (gene scpep1). NCBI's taxonomy places the organism in Eukaryota, Metazoa, Chordata, Actinopteri, Chaetodontiformes, Chaetodontidae. Gene Ontology annotation, biological process: proteolysis. Gene Ontology annotation, molecular function: serine-type carboxypeptidase activity. The transcript has 13 exons. The coding region runs from base 63 to 1391 and encodes 442 amino acids. The record is from RefSeq and is a predicted model, not a curated record.